Pundamilia nyererei is the source of this 1955-nucleotide messenger RNA. It is a transcript of the gene plbd2, whose product is annotated as phospholipase B domain containing 2. The record is from RefSeq and is a predicted model, not a curated record. The transcript is spliced from 12 exons. NCBI's taxonomy places the organism in Eukaryota, Metazoa, Chordata, Actinopteri, Cichliformes, Cichlidae. Gene Ontology annotation, biological process: phospholipid catabolic process. Gene Ontology annotation, cellular component: extracellular region. Gene Ontology annotation, molecular function: glycerophospholipase activity. The coding region runs from base 35 to 1735 and encodes 566 amino acids.
GCCCAUCGAAGUCACAUGAUUUGUUCAUGUAAACAUGGCGUGCAGGCGGAACGGAGCUGACCGUGUUAGAAGUUUUACAGAGGUUUUAGAUCUUUUAAAGAUGUUUUUGCUUUUGUUUUGUAUGUUUACGGCCGUUCGAGCAGAAAUACGAACGGCUGUGAUCGACAAGCAAACCGGACAGCUGUCUGUCAUAGAGGGAUAUCAGGAGGAUUUUGUGGCUUGGGCGAAUUUCACUGAUGAUAUUGAAACGUCAGGUUGGUCUUUCUUGGAGGUGACUACCAGCAGUCGGUACAACGACAGCAUCCAGGCUUACGCUGCAGGUGCAGUUGAGGCUGCAGCAACGUCUCCGCUGAUCUAUAAACACUGGAUGAACACUCUAAUGGGUUACUGCGAACCCUUGAUGUAUGAAUCUGCCUACUGCGAGCGCCUUAAGUCUUUCAUCAUAACCAACAUGCAUUGGAUUCAGGACCAAAUAGAGAAUAAUCCAAACUCACCCUACUGGUACCAGGUGCGUCUGACAUUGCUGCAGCUCAAAGGUUUGGAGGACAGCUACAAUGAUCAGCUGUCUUUGCCAAUAGGGUCAUUCUCUCUCAACCCAUUUGGCUUCCUACUUUUCCAAAUGGGCGGAGACCUUGAGGACCUGGAAUCGGCUCUGAAUAAAUCCAGUCAAACCCGACCCAUUGGCUCUGGCUCCUGCUCUGCACUGAUUAAGCUUCUGCCUAACAAUAAGGAACUGCUGGUGUCACAUGACACCUGGAACACCUACCAGGCCAUGCUGCGCAUAAUGAAGAAAUACAUUUUUGCCUUUAAAGUUUCUCCUCUAGACAACUAUGUUCUUCCUGGAAGAACUCAGGCAUUCUCAUCCUACCCUGGAUCCAUCUUCUCUGGGGAUGACUUUUACAUCCUAAGCAGCGGCUUGGUUACUUUGGAAACCACCAUUGGCAACAGCAACCCUGCUCUCUGGAAAUAUGUUCAGCCCACUGGAACAGUCAUGGAGUGGCUGAGAAACAUUGUUGCAAAUCGGCUCGCUGCUACUGGCAAGGACUGGGCAGAAAUCUUCACGAAGUACAACAGUGGAACUUACAACAACCAGUGGAUGAUUGUCAACUACAACCUCUUCACUCCAGGGAAGACUGACAUCACAGAAGGGCUCUUUGUCGUGCUGGAGCAGAUUCCAGGACUCGCCAUUUACGCUGAUAAAACUCAGGAACUGCUGAAGAAAGGAUACUGGGCUAGUUACAACAUACCGUACUAUGUGGAAAUAUUUAAUAAGAGUGGCUGCAAUGAGUUGGUUGAGAAGUUUGGCCCGUGGUUCUCUCUGGACCAGAAUCCUCGGGCUCAGAUUUUCCGGAGAAACCAGACAGAUGUUACAGAUGUGGACUCGAUGGUCCGCCUGAUGAGGUAUAAUAACUUUAAGGAAGAUCCACUCUCAAAGUGUGACGGCUGUGAUCCACCUGAGAACGGAGAGAAUGCGAUCUCAGCGCGGUCAGACCUGAACCCAGCUAAUGGAACAUAUCCAUUUGGCGCCUUAAAGCAGAGACCACACGGAGGAACAGACAUGAAGCUGACCUCCUACGAGAUGUUUCGAGAGUACGGCAUGGUGGCAGUGAGUGGUCCAACCUGGGACCAAGUGCCACCCUUCCAGUGGAGCGCUUCCCCCUACAAAGACCUGCUACACAUGGGUCAGCCUGAUGUAUGGCGUUUCAAGCCUAUAAAAGUCACCUGGACUCCUUAACUGGCAUCAGUAGUUCCAGCUCUAUGAUGUUUGACAAAGGGAAAUGGCAUCACUGCUUCUCACAAAAAUCUUUAAGUGGUACAGAGAUUAAUAAUGUACCUCUAUUUGAAUAAGAAGACAGAAAAUUUGAUUUUUUUUUUGCAUUUCUCUUUCUCAUGCAAAAUAUGUGAAAAUCAUUAUAAUAAACCCAAUAAAUAUGCACCUUUCUGUGGAGAAAUCA